AUGGACCAGAUUAGGAGGUCAUGUUUUGGAAAGCUCUUUGAGAUACCAUUGGCUAGAUGCUCAAACUCAGGUAAACUCCUACACCAGCUCAUCACGAGACAACUAGUCACAAGAAAAAAGUAUGAACUGUGGAUGGUAUUCGGAGGACAUCCUCUCAAGUUCAGCCUUGCAGAGUUCGCACAGAUUACUGGUCUUCCUUGCGGAGACAUCCCCAAAGAUGUUGGAAACAAGAUUGAAAAGACUCCGGACGCAACAUGGAGAGAAAUCAUCGGAGAAAGUGCAGACACAACUCUGACACAGAUUUGCAACCUUUUGGAAGACAAAAAGACCAGGGAGUCGAUGUCUGACGAUAGGAAACUCAAGCUCGCCCUAAUCCUUAUCGUUGAUGGUGUUCUUAUCGCCAAUCUACAGCAUCCCACUACAAAACCUACUCCCAGAUACGUCACCAUGCUAUCUGACCUUCAAAAUUUCCUUCAAUAUCCGUGGGGCCGCGAGUCUUGCUUAAUCACCAUAGACUCACUGCGGCCAGCACUUCAACCCGUUAAGAAGAAAGACGACCCUAUCAAGAAGUUCCGUGCAAGGCUUUUCGACGGGAGCGUUGUUCUUAAAGGUUUCCCAAUAGCCCUCCAGCUCCUAGCGUUCAAGAACAUCCCCAAACUACUAGAGUGGCUUCCUAGCAUCAGAGGACCACACUCUUUGGGAUAUCUCUCCCGACACUGUUCCAUCACGCACGCCUCUCAAAGAGAAUGA
Messenger RNA from Microthlaspi erraticum, 750 nucleotides. NCBI's taxonomy places the organism in Eukaryota, Viridiplantae, Streptophyta, Magnoliopsida, Brassicales, Brassicaceae. The record is from the annotation of a GenBank genome assembly.